CCAAUUCCAAAUUCCCAUUCCUGUCGCAUCCAUUGCCCUUGCCCCUCCAAGUCAAAAACCUGCAUCUGGAGCAUUCUAUCACGAAAGUGAUAAUUCAGAGUACUUUGAAUCAGUUACCUAGAUUAAUCAGAAGCAGCCAUGGGAAAAGCCAAGGCAACUAAGUCCAAAGGCGCAAAGUCGGGUCCCUACGAACGACCCUCCAAGCACCCGGCCGCCAAUAAUGUCUUCAAGUUUAGCAAGGAUUUUGGACAACAUAUUCUAAAGAACCCGGGUAUUGCAGAGAGCAUAGUAGCCAAGGCGAAUCUUAAACCGACCGAUACUGUCCUAGAAGUUGGUCCUGGUACGGGUAACUUGACAGUCAAGAUCUUAGAGCAGGCCAAGAAAGUCAUUGCCGUGGAAAUGGAUCCCAGAAUGGCUGCCGAAACAACGAAACGUGUACAGGGGAAGCCGGAGCAGAAAAGGUUGGAAGUAUUGCUCGGAGAUGUCAUCAAGACCACCCUUCCUCAGUUCGAUGUCUGUAUUUCGAAUACCCCUUACCAGAUUUCGUCACCUUUAGUAUUCAAACUUCUCGCCCUCCCAAAUCCACCCAGGACAUGCAUACUCAUGUUCCAACGAGAAUUCGCAUUGCGUCUUACGGCGCGUCCGAAUGACCCUCUAUACUGCCGUCUCUCCGUAAAUGCGCAAUUCUGGGCACGGAUAACGCACAUUUUAAAAGUUGGAAGAAACAACUUCCGACCUCCUCCACAAGUAGACUCAAGUGUGGUGCGGAUAGAGCCCAAAUUGGGAUCAGAGCGCCCAAAUAUUAGCUUUGAGGAGUGGGAUGGCAUGCUAAGAGUAUGUUUCAACCGGAGGAACAAGACCUUGAGAGCCUCGUGGCUUGGCAAUAAAGAAGUCCUCUCCAUGCUGGAACGAAAUUACCGACUUUGGUGCGCCACAAACAACAUCCUCGUCGACGACACCGUAAUAGAUGAUGCUGAGGAUGACGCAGACGAGAUGGAUUAUGACGAGCCAGAUUUUGCAGGAUUUGGGGACGAAGAGACCAUGGACGUUGACGGAGCUGUCGACGAGGACACCCCCUCAUUCUUCCAAGAGCUGAAGAAUGCUGGUAGUGAGGUACCCAAAACGAAAAGCAAACGGAAGAAGACGAGGGUGGCUCUUUUGAUUAAAGAGAAAGUUCGAAAAGUUCUCGAGGACGUGACGGAGCUUGCCGAGAAGAGAAGCGGCAAAUGUGACGAGAACGACUUUCUCCGUCUUCUUGCGGCUUUUAAUGCAGAGGGGAUACAUUUCUCGUAAAAGCUUGACUGUGGUUAUCCAUAUCGCAUGCAAUGGAUAAGUUGCGACAUAGGCGUUAUAGGAGGGUCACGAUUUAUAAGCAUAUGGCAUGAGAAGCCACGGCGUUUAAGUUUAAAAGGACCUGAAUGUCUUGCGACCAUAUCGUGGGGUUGGUCGGCA
Messenger RNA from Hypoxylon fragiforme, 1452 nucleotides. Its product is annotated as S-adenosyl-L-methionine-dependent methyltransferase. Bases 139 to 1293 code for a protein of 384 amino acids. Gene Ontology annotation, cellular component: mitochondrial matrix. The transcript has 4 exons. Gene Ontology annotation, biological process: rRNA methylation. Gene Ontology annotation, molecular function: rRNA (adenine-N6,N6-)-dimethyltransferase activity. The record is from RefSeq and is a predicted model, not a curated record. NCBI's taxonomy places the organism in Eukaryota, Fungi, Ascomycota, Sordariomycetes, Xylariales, Hypoxylaceae.